Molecule: messenger RNA, 775 nt
Organism: Moneuplotes crassus
Lineage: Eukaryota; Ciliophora; Spirotrichea; Euplotida; Euplotidae
Source: the annotation of a GenBank genome assembly
AUUUAAAUGAGGGCUGAGGAUAUUGUAGGGAUUGUUGAGAAGCAAGUGGUGGGUUUAGAGAAGAAGAGAGCUGUUUUGAUGGAUAAUAGUUUUGUGAAAGAAGCUAAUCUUGGAGAGGAGCGAAUGGAAGUAAAAUAUAUAAGAGACAAUCAGUCAAAGCAAUACAACAAACUCAACAAGGUUGGGAAGUCUCACUCCGAGUAUUAUAAGUUCAGUUUUUAUCUGGAAGAAAAUAGACAGACAAAUAAGCUUCAAAAGUCUCUACAACAGAUGAAGAAACAUCUCUUUGAUCGUAUUGAAAUUACGGCAAACUCUAGAUGAAAGCAACCCAAAAUAUCAAAGCUUCUUCCUUCCUUGCUGAAAGUACAUCCAAGAAUCGAAUUUCAACUGUUCAUAGACUAUUUCAGAAUUUCAGGCUCUGCACUUCUUCAUAUUCUUCGCAAUGUGCGUGAUAGAUACUGCAUUGUGAGAUUUUCUUGUUGCUCAAUGGAAACUCUCAAGCACAAAAAGGUUGACAGAGUAAUUAAUUUCGAAAGCCUGAUAUUUUCAGCUUGCUACGAUUCAAAUAUGGGUCAUCUUAGCUCUAAAGGCCCUUUCUAUCGUAGCAUUAUCGACCUAAUCAUGGAGUCGUCUCUACCAUUCACCAUGCGCAAGAUAAAGCUGAUUCCUGACUAUCCCUCUGAGGGUAAUUAGGUUCAUUAGAGACUAAUCUCGCUUCAGUCACAACUUUAGAGAUCUCAAAGAUAGACUACAGACAGAAGCUUGGGCAUAAUUU